CCGUCAUUACACGCAGGAAAGCAGGGAUGUGUUUUCGGUACGAAUCGUUCUUUCGACUUAUCGUUCACUUAGAAGAUUUGUUUCACAAAGAGACUUUCACAAAAAGACGGCACAUUUUCCACACCGAUCCAAAUUGAGCAGGAUCUGUGACAGUGACACAUGGAUCGAUUCGCGGUCAGGAUGAGGCUCCGCCUGCUUAGCGGGGACUUUAGCUGCCACUUUAUGUAACGUUAGUGCUGCUAACGUUGAUGUAAGUUACUCGUUCAGCUGACCCUGGACAACGUCGGGUUUGAAGUAUAUUCCUAAUUGGAACUGGCUGGCUGUUUUCACAAUGGGAAAUUCAAGCGGGCACAACAACACUAUGAGUAUCCCACCAGGAAAAGGACCCCACCAGGUCGGAUGCACAGACCUGAUGGUGGGCCACACAGUCCAUGGUACGUUCUUGAGACUCUACUAUCCGUGCCAAGCAUCCAAGAAUCAUCAGCUGCCAGACUGGGUCCCAUGCAGGGAGUAUUUUAAUGGCCUCGCAGACUUUAUGAAGAUGAACAGAGCACUCAGUGAAAGAAUUUUUAACUACCUCUUUGGGUCUUGUAAAAUCCCAGCAGCCUGGAAUGCGUCGUUUAAACCGGAUGGCAAGUAUCCUGUUAUUAUUUUCUCUCAUGGACUGGGAGCUUUCAGGACAUUGUAUUCGGCCAUAUGUGUUGAAUUGGCAUCACAGGGCUUCAUUGUUGCAGCAGUGGAGCACAGGGAUGAAUCUUCUUCUGCAACUUUUUACUUCAGAGAGCAUGCUGAGCCAGGAACAAGAAAGCAUCCAUCAUGUGACAUAGCCAAGCCUGUGUCUGAUAAUCUGGAGGAGGUUUGGAUGUACUACAGGCCGUUGAAACCAGGCGAGAAUGAGUUUCCUCUAAGAAACAAGCAAGUAAAGCAAAGAGCAGACGAAUGCAUCAGAGCCUUAGAUAUUCUAUUUGACAUCAAUUCAGGAAAGUCUGUGGAGAACGUCUUACAGUGUGACUUUGAUUUGUCAACAAUGGAGAACUCCAUGGACUUGUGUAGGAUAGCCAUUAUGGGACAUUCCUUUGGAGGCGCAACGGUGAUCGAAUGUUUGUGCAAGGACGUCAAAUUCAAGUGUGGUGUGGCACUGGACACCUGGAUGUUUCCUCUGGACGAGGAGAUCUUCCCAGGAGUGAAGCAGCCAAUCUUUUUUAUAAACUCUGAAAAAUUCCAGUGGAUUGGGAAUAUCAUCCGCAUGAAGAAGCUGGACUCUGCUAUCUUUCCUAGAAAAAUGAUAACCAUCAAAGGGACGGUCCAUCAGAGCUUCCCAGAUUUCACAUUUCUUACUGGGAACUGGAUUGGAAGGCUCAUGAAGCUAAAAGGAGAUAUAGAUCCACACAUAGCCUUGGAUCUUUCCAACAAAGCAACUUUGGCUUUCCUUCAGCGCCACUUAAAUAUGGACAGAGACUUUAAUCAGUGGGAUCCAUUAAUGAUGGAAAAGAUGACAAUUUGA
This is a messenger RNA of Carassius auratus (goldfish), 1504 nucleotides long. Its product is annotated as platelet-activating factor acetylhydrolase-like. The coding region runs from base 332 to 1504 and encodes 390 amino acids. The transcript is spliced from 11 exons. Gene Ontology annotation, molecular function: 1-alkyl-2-acetylglycerophosphocholine esterase activity. Lineage: Eukaryota; Metazoa; Chordata; Actinopteri; Cypriniformes; Cyprinidae. The record is from RefSeq and is a predicted model, not a curated record.